AGCCCCAAACCCAAGCCCGCAUAUCCAAAGCGACCGAUCCCAGCACUCGCCUGACCACAAGCCGCACCAAACCAGCACCACACAUCGACGACCUCGCCGGCGAGACAGAGAGAGUGAGGGGAGAGAGAGCGACGGAUGGAGGCGGCGGCGGCGGCGGCCGGCGUGCAGCUGGGCUCCUCGAAGCCUCAGAUCGCGACCCAGGCGGAGAUGGUGGAGGCGCGCGUGCCGCUGCCGUACCGCGACCAGUGCGCGCACCUCCUCAUCCCGCUCAACAAGUGCCGCGUCUCCGAAUUCUACCUCCCCUGGAAGUGCGAGCCCGAGCGCCACGCCUACGAGAAGUGCCAAUACGAGCUCGUCAUGGAGCGGAUGCUCCAGAUGCAGAAGAUCCGCGAGGCGCAGGAGGCCGCCAAGGUCAAAGGCGGCGCCACCAUUGGCCUCAUACCCUCCACCGCCAAGCUCGCCUGAACCGGUCCCGGUCCGAUCCGGUUGAUUUAGGUAUGGUUAUCACAGCAUGCAAGAGCGUUGUGCAAGGAUCCUGAAUGUUUGUUCACAAACAUCUGUAUGAAUUUGGCAUAAAGUUAACUGUUGUCUUCUUCCCCUCCCACUUUUCUCCUUGUUGGGCAUCUUCAAAUUUCAAUUUGAUGGAAUAAGGAAAUUGCUGUCUCAUACUUGAUGAUUGAAAUGACCCCAUGUAGUUUUGAAUGCAA
Messenger RNA from Phragmites australis (common reed), 707 nucleotides. Its product is annotated as NADH dehydrogenase [ubiquinone] 1 beta subcomplex subunit 7-like. The coding region runs from base 136 to 465 and encodes 109 amino acids. The transcript is spliced from 2 exons. The record is from RefSeq and is a predicted model, not a curated record. Gene Ontology annotation, cellular component: mitochondrion. Lineage: Eukaryota; Viridiplantae; Streptophyta; Magnoliopsida; Poales; Poaceae.